UGGUGGUAUCAUGACAUGAUGGUAAUCACUGUUAUGAUCUCUGCAAAAAGUGCUGUAUUCUGUAGUGUUGGAUGGGACAAAUGUUUGUUGGACCAAUCAACUGUCUCCAAUAUGAAAUGGCAUCUUCUCGACCAAGAACUAAUGCCACAAUUGGUCCACUGAAGAAAAAUGUAAAAGCUAACAGGGUAUGGUCAAGUUGAACUUCAUUAAUGAACUUUAUUUUGAACUUUAAGAUAACUGUUUGCCAAGGAUACACUCAAACCAAUUCACGCAGUAUUAGAUUAUUAAUACAUGUCUGAAUCUAACUUGCACAUGUGUGUGAGAGCUAGGAAAUUAUAAAAACGUUUAUCAUCCUUUACGCACGAUCAUGUAACACUUCAUACUCUGAGGGUAUCACACUUCUGAAUGCUUUGUUCACAAGUCAUGAAGAUGUUACAAGCUAUGCAGUGGCAAUGAUGCAAAAUAUCUGAUGAAGAAAGUCCUAUGAAGAAAGUUUAUGAACAUUCUUAAACAUUCAUGACGACGAUGGGAUGAGUUGUGUGGCACUUGUGUCUCAAUUGAGAGGGUGCCAUGUUACUCUGCACUAUAUAUAAUUACAUGAGGUUUAUAUGACAUCUCCCAUCCUGAACCCAUCCGAAUUCUUCUUCAUCCACAUAUAAACGACUAUGACUGUUUUGUGACUCACCAUGGCAAAGCGAAGAAAUUCUGGUUAAAUUUAUGGACGGUCAAUCAGAAGGAUUCACAGCCCGAAAAGAAGAACACGAAGAUUCAGUUGAACUAUCCGCUGAAACAUAUUGUGUACGUCGCCACACACAGAUGCUUUGUAGCCUUUGCGACCGACUUGACUCUGCGCGUCUACGCAACCGUUAACUUCAUCGAGAUGUCACGUGCGGAAACGAGCCAUAGCGUGCUGUGUUUGUAUUAUAACGCGUGUCGGGACGACGUCCUCACGGGCUGUCUGGGUUUCGUGAUGAUAUGGAAGUUUCCUCAGGCGCAAACCGAUCCGUUAUUCCCGACCCAAAGAAUCGAGUGUCCGGCCAUACAUCCCGACUACUGGGUGACAUGGAUCAAAGUCGACAAAUCUUCGAGACAGUUGCUGCUGAAUUGCGAAGAAGCGAUGAUUGUACUUGAUGAACGAAGCUAUGAACUCAAGUAUAAUUUUAACAUUGAUUUACGCCACAGUCUACCAUUUACAGCAUGUGCCUUCUAUCAUCCAAGCUGCUACUUUAUAACGGGAUCAAAAGAUUACGCCGUCAAAGUGUGGAACACAAGUCUUAAUCAAUGUCCUUUGGUCACUAGUUUUUGUGGACAUUGCAGGGCCAUAACCGCACUGGAAGUCGACAUCCCACAUCACCUCGUGAUCUCAAGUUCAACGGACAAAACCAUCCGUUUAUGGUGUUUGGAAACUUUCGCGCUCACAUACGUUUUGGAGACUGGAGAAGAGGUACACCACAUGGAGCUCAUGACGUCACGCAGGCUGUUCUACCAAUCUGACGAGCAUAUUCGGGUUUGGAACCUGAACCACUUUCACACAUUGUUUACGGUCUUAGGGUUCGAAAUUGUGACGUCACGUCGCGUAGUGUCACGCGGGUUUCCCACGCGGUUGUUACUGCAUGGUAAAGAUGGUGCUAUAAGAAUUGUUUCCCCGAGUGAUGGGACAAUUAUUACCACCAUGUUUCCCCUUCAAACCCUCCCUGAAGGAAUUGCUGACUACGCGUAUAAUCCACGCGAGGAUCGACUAUACGUGGUGCUGACGUCUGGUGCAAUAUUAGUCUUUAAUACCAGAACAAAUCCUUGCAGUGCUUAUCAGUUAUGGAAAACAGAAAUGUUUGGCAGCGAAAGAGUGACAUCAACUUCCUUUGCCGAGACUUACGGAGUGAGCUGUGUUGCUAUGAUGAAUAUUGACGAACGAACUGCGGAUGAUGAAAUAUAUCAUUAUACGUUGUUGUUUGCUGGUUUGAAUAACGGACAUAUCACGUUGGUAUAUAGCAAUGAAUCAAGCAUGCAUGAUACAAUUGAGGCCCAUUACGGAAAGAUAGCGCUUCUUCGUGUAUCGGAAGGACUCGAACAAAAUAGGCAGAGCUCCUUGUACUCCGCCAUAUUGGUAUCGUGUGGUACCGAUUGCGAACUGAAAGUAUGGAAAAUUGAGUUCCGUAAUUAUUCUGCCAAGAUCAUUUCACUUGAGCUGUGGAGUUACGUGAAGUUGCUAAGCAUACCUCGUGAUAUGGAGACGAUUGGGUACACUAUAGGACUUGUUAUGGAUGAUAAUGCACUUGUAACGUGCAGGGUGAACCACGAGUGCGAGCGGCCGGCACGAAGCAGGCACAGCCAACGAGAUUCCAUAUCAAGAAAUGGCCUAUAUGAAGUAGACUGUUUUACAUCAACCGCUGAAGAAAAACACUCGAAAACUAUUACUGGGCUCUCUGCCUGUUCCACACUCGGUCUAUUCGCGACUUCAAGUGAUGACUGGAGUGUGAAGAUUUGGAACACUGAAGCUAAACUAUUGAAAGAAAUCUGUUUUGAGGAGUCCUUGCGUGGCGUGUGUUUUGCGAACACACGUGGGGAUCUAUUGGUUGGUUUCCAGUCUCAUAUCAGCAUUGUUCCGCUCACCAACUAUCUCCCUCUGAGAAUACUCGAGAUGCUGUCGACGAUGGAGUUUCCUGAUGACAUUUUUGAACAUCAUUUACCCUUUGAUCCCAUGUUGGCUUUCUCGUACGACCCUUCAAGUACGCCAUGCUUGCCGCUGGACCUUGGGCAGAGAAGACUGUUGCUUCAGCAACAAGAGGAACGUAGUGUGAAGUGUUUUGCUUCUAUACCUUGGCCAACGCUCAGGAUCCCAUCGGCGCUAUUCCUGCUGGACAGUCAGCUUGAGGAGGUUCCUGAUGCCGAGGAGAUUUUGCCUCCACCACGACGUUAUUCAACAACCCAGGAACAAGAGGAACUGGAUGAAAAAAUACGGAAAUUUCAGCGGUCAUCUAUGAGCAGGCGCAGUUCAGCUAUGCAUUCGCCGAUAUUGGAAGAUGUUAUUGCUAGAAUUACGCAAAGUUUCAGCUCCCGGUCUGAUGAAAUUCCCGGGGUGAAGGUGGAGUUGUCAUCCUCCAAUCUGGUAGAGCAGCUCCGGCGGCUAUUCGGCAGUGACGAGACUAGUAUUCCCGACAACUAUUGGCCAUGUGCGCCUGAUGGAUACAUCCCGAACUCUGUCGUAAGGCAGAGGGUACCCCCUAAAGAGGUACCCGAGCAUCUCAUCCCCAGGUUGCUGAGAGGGGAAGAUGCAAAAGAAUGGAUAAGAAAAACUAAGAAGAAACGGAUUAAAGAUAAAGUAGAAAUUGCCGAGGAUUAUUACAUUCCGUUGGACGAUGAUGAUGAGCUUGGAUUCUUCUCAAUAUUCGAUGGUUAUGACGAAGCCAAUUAUGACCAUGAGAAGAAAAGUUUGCUACUCGAAUCGUCUGAUGAAGAAGAUAAGAUCUGCGAGGGCGAGGAGGUCAAGGAAGAACUGGACUCCAGCGAAGAUGAAGAAGAAAUGAAAAUGAAAUGGAAAGCUUCAACUAAAACAACUAUGAGCAAGGAACAGAUGCUGUCAAAUAUUCGCGCACGACAAUCUAUGCGGGACAAAAAGAAAGUCAGCAAAAAACCUGCAAUGCCCAUGAUAAUAGCUGCUGAGGAAGAGGAUGUAGAUGACGCGUGCAAACCGGAAGUGACGAAAGUUGUGACCAGUGGAAGUCACCAAUCACCAGAGACAAAGAGUGCGACUAAAGAACCACAAGACCCAACCUUAAAUCUGCCUCCCAUGUUACGGCAAGUGGUUGAACAACCAUGGUUUCCCAAGGCCUCAUUGGUUGAGGGCAUUACUGUUGAGGAUAUCUAUAAAGAGAUGAUAACAUUAAUGGCUGACUGCGCUCCACUAACUUACGGGAAAAUUUGCGAUCAACUUUUAGACCUCAUCGCAAAUACUGGCAUCUCGAAUGAACAAAAGGAAAAGAUGUUAAACGUUGUUGUUGAUAAUCUCCGUCAUCCUGCAGCUGGUAUUCGUCGUGCGAGCAUCAAAACUGUUCAUGAAUUACGCUUCAUUUCCGACGAAGUUGUUCAUGGAAUUGUUUCGUGUUUGGCGAGCGGCUCUCAAGAUUUGCAGAAAGACGCUCUGCACGCUUUGGAACAGUUGCUGGGGAUCAAAGACAAAGAGGCGUUACGAGAUCUCUUCGUCAAAAUCGGCAUCUUAUCUCGUUCACCAACUCCAGACUCGGACACACAGGAAGAAACACUAACGCACCGCCUUAAAACUCGCACCAGGGAAAGUUUUAAUCUUCUUAAGACUGUGGGGGACGACGCUAGGGUAGACAUGAAUAAAUAUAUACACGAUUGGUUAGAAGUAGAAACCAAGCCUUCUACGGCUUCUGAUCAGAGCGCUAUCCCUAUUCCUGAAGUCAAAGUCGAAAAAUUCACGACUCGUAACGGUGGAAAAAUUAAGAUGGCGUCGUCAAUCGUGUCGAAGAUAAAGUUAUACAAGCCCGAACCCCGUCUUUCCAUCGUCGACCUGACAUUUAAGGACUCAUCAAUAUCCUCCCGCGAAAGUUCCGAAGCUGAGGAGAUCGCCUCCCCUCCGAUUGAAUAUACCCAUGAUCUGAUGCAAAAGCUUAAGCGUACUAGAGCUGGCUGCAAUCUACUUUCACGGUUGGGAUAUGACGAGACUCCUAUGUAUACAUUAAACUUUGAGGUGCCUGAAAUAGAGAAGGAAGCUGUGACAAUUGAAGCACGUUCAAAAACGGAGAAACGACCACCAAGCGCUCUCACGGGCUUUGCCUACGGAAAGAACAGAAGACAUGUGGGGUCAAUGUCAAGCAAAAGCGAGAAAGAAUGGGACGAGUUUGACCAAGAUUAUAUGAAAUCUGGGGGUGAAUGUCGCGAGAAAGAUAUGGCUAGUUUUCCUGAUAUCAAGAUCUCAGACGUCUCAGUCAUGUCCAGAAGAAGCGAAAUAAAGCGAGAAAGCGACAACUUGGUCUUACCCAAGAUAUUGACAAAAAUAAAGGCAAAUCGAAGAAAUUCGACUUUGGACGCUUUCAGAAGGCGCAAUGGUCGUAUAAAACGAGCGUACAGCAUGGAAUCACCAGAUUGGAAUGAUAAACUAUUGGAAUGGAGGUUCCGGAAACUUAAUCAGAAGCAUGGAGGGCAGGUCAAGCAAACAAGUCAGAAGCACCCAGAAGCUUCUAACACGGAUAGCCGGGCAGAAGGCGAAGAGAUGAAAAAGCCUGCCAGACGUGUAACAAUCACCGAAGCCUCUGUUGAUUGUAGUCGUCGAAAAUCCAUCCUGAGAAAACUGCAAAGAAAACGGCUUGAAGAGGAAAUGCUAGCAGGGAAACUUUUACAAAGACACUCAUUAUCUACGACGACAUCACUUCGGGUUCCGACCCCCAGCGAAGAUAGUUUACCCUCACCAGGUUCCACACGGAUAUGUGAGGCCAACGUUCAAUUACCGAAAAUUCACAUUCGUUCAAAGCAAGCUGAAAGAAUUAAAACUUUAAGGGAUUCUACGGGUAGAGGAUCGGGCGAUAUAGCCCACGAGGAAUUAUCAGGUGAUAUAACCCGCAGAAUUGACACUCGCUCGAAUCUAGUCGGAAGAACUAAGAAAUCAAUAGAUGAUGAUAUGACUAAAGGGCCUAUGUCAGAUAAUAUUAACCGUGGUGUGCUAUCUGGUGAUGUAAACCGCGACGAAUUAUCUGGUGAUAUAACCAGCAGAAUUAACACUCGCUUGAACCUAGCCGGAAGCACUAAGACAUCAAAAGAUGAUGAUACAGCUAAACGGCACAUGUCGGAUAAUAUUAACCUCGAGGUGCUAUCUGGCGAUAUAAACCGUGAGGGGUUAUCGGGUGAUCAAAUUAGCGGAGUAUUAUCGGAUGAUUCAACACGCGGGAUGCUAUCAGGUGAUAUGACCUGUACGGUGUUGCCGGGCGACAAAGCCCGGUUUCUAACGGGGACUAAUGUUCCAUAUUCACUAUGCACUGAUGUUUUUGGUGAACGUUUGUCGCAAGGUACAUCCGUGUUGGCGAGGAGACCUUUGGAUGGGCUAGGGAUGAAAAACGAAGCAUUACGCGUUCUUCCUGUGAAUCCCAAAUUGACCAUUGAUACCGGUUGCAGUAAAUGGGGGCGAAGUCGCUAUGGGAUCCUUGAGGUGGUAUGGACAACUAGAGGUAUCUAUGACACACAGGACACGGAGGGAUCCAUGUUGGUGAAUCAAAACCGCACCAAUUUGAAAACGAAUGAACCAACGCCUCACCAUACAAAACCGAUUGUUGUUAAAAAGCUUCUUAAACCAAUCGGAAACCGCAACCUUGUUACCAACCCUUACACCGAAGAAACUGAACAGUUCAUCGAGAGGAAACGUCGGAAGCUCCCGUGUGUUUCCGAAGCUUUACGAUCGGUGACUAGUAAUUCCGAUUCCUCACGACAGCGUUUUGACUUUGAGACAGAAUGUUUGUGCACAGUUCGUGAACUCCUGGACAGUGAUAAUUAUUGUUCCUCGAGGUCGAAUUAGAUAAUAUUUAAUAAUGAAUUUUGUUUCGUCUGACCCUGUCUUCAAGCGAAUUGAUUGAUAUUAUUGUUUUGUCAAAAAUGUUAUUUUUACGUACGAUUGUUUAGGAGAGUGUAUUUGCCCUUAGGGUCAAACAUUCAUACACCUGGUCACUUGCCACGACAUCUUGUUUCCAAUA
Dendronephthya gigantea is the source of this 6701-nucleotide messenger RNA. RefSeq lists its product as uncharacterized. The record is from RefSeq and is a predicted model, not a curated record. NCBI's taxonomy places the organism in Eukaryota, Metazoa, Cnidaria, Anthozoa, Malacalcyonacea, Nephtheidae. Gene Ontology annotation, molecular function: protein binding. The coding region runs from base 881 to 6526 and encodes 1881 amino acids. The transcript is spliced from 23 exons.